This is a messenger RNA of Engraulis encrasicolus (European anchovy), 3251 nucleotides long. RefSeq names its product serpin peptidase inhibitor, clade H (heat shock protein 47), member 1b (gene serpinh1b). The coding region runs from base 176 to 1402 and encodes 408 amino acids. Gene Ontology annotation, molecular function: serine-type endopeptidase inhibitor activity. The record is from RefSeq and is a predicted model, not a curated record. Gene Ontology annotation, biological process: collagen fibril organization. NCBI's taxonomy places the organism in Eukaryota, Metazoa, Chordata, Actinopteri, Clupeiformes, Engraulidae. Gene Ontology annotation, cellular component: endoplasmic reticulum. The transcript has 7 exons.
UUCCACUGUUCCACAAUUGUGUUUUGCUGAUAAGAGAAGAGGAGACCUGUCUGCGUGGGACCUUGGUGUGCACUGCUCACUGAUUUAGGAGAAUGAAAAUCACAGUCGUUGACAUCCCAAUGAAAACCUGUCAAGGUAUACACAUUUGCUGCCUACGUCUACGUGCUCAGACAGAAUGUGGCUGAUGACCAACACCCUCAUGGCUCUGCUGCUGCUCCUGGCCAUCGCCUCAGCAGCCGAGGACACCAAACUCAGCAGUCAUGCGGCCACCAUGGCGGAGCAGAGCGCCAACCUGGCUUUCAACCUGUACCACACGGUGGCCAAGGAGAAGGACCUGGACAACAUCCUCAUCUCCCCCGUGGUGGUGGCCUCCUCCCUGGGCAUGGUGGCUCUCGGAGGGAAGUCCUCCACUACCUCACAGGUGAAGAGCGUGCUGAGCGCCGGCCAGCUGAGGGACGAGCACCUCCACAGCGGCCUGUCGGAGCUCAUGAGCGAGGUGAGCGACCCCGCCAAGCGCAACGUCACCUGGAAGAUCAGCAGCCGGCUGUACGGCCCCAGCUCCGUCAGCUUUGCUGACGACUACGUGAAGAGCAGCAAGAAGCACUACAACCUCGACCACUCCAAGAUCAACUUCCGGGACAAGCGCAGUGCCGUCAAUGCCAUCAACGAGUGGGCCUCCACCUCCACCGACGGCAAACUGCCGGAGGUGACCAAAGACGUGCAGAACACUGAUGGGGCCAUGCUGAUCAAUGCCAUGUUUUUCAAACCCCACUGGAACGAGAAGUUCCACCACAAAAUGGUCGACAACCGCGGCUUCUUGGUCACCCGCUCGUUCCAUGUCUCCGUCCCCAUGAUGCACCGUACAGGUCUGUAUGACUUCUACGAGGAUACGGAGAACAGGCUGUUUGUGUUGAACAUGCCGCUGGCCCACAAGAAGUCCAGCAUGAUCUUCAUCAUGCCGUACCACGUGGAGCCUCUGGAGAGGGUGGAGAAGCUGCUGACUCGCAAACAACUGGACGCCUGGGUCAGCAAAAUGGAGGAGAAGGCGGUGGCCAUCUCACUGCCCAAAGGCAGCGUGGAAGUCAGCCACAACCUGCAGAAACAUCUUGGUGCACUGGGAUUGACUGAGGCUGUGGACAAGAGCAAAGCAGACCUGUCCAACAUCUCGGGCAAGAAAGACCUCUACCUCUCUGACGUGUUCCACGCCUCGUCUCUUGAGUGGGACACAGACGGCAACCCAUUCGACCCCAGCAUCCAUGGCAACGAGAAGAUGAAGAAUCCCAAACUCUUCUACGCCGACCACCCCUUCAUCUUCGUGGUGAAGGACAACAAGACCAACUCCAUCCUCUAUAUUGGCCGACUCGUGAGGCCCAAAGGGGAGAAAGUCCGUGAUGAGUUGUGAUGGAGUUUUACAUUUUAAAAGUAGUUGAGCAAUGUGAGGGUUUGUUUUUUUUCUGGUUUGUUUUUCAGGUAUUUUUGUUUCUCUCUUUGUUUGUUUUGAAAAGUUUUAGUUCACUUCAUCCCAGAGGUGGGUAACCUGGCAUCAGAGGAAACAAAGCUAAAAUACUGCAUUUCUGAUCAUUAAUUAAUAACAUCACUUCAUGCAGGUAACCCAUUGACUGCAAUCACUUGUGAAUGCCCACAAAUGCUUCUUUUCACUGCUAGUUUUCUGGUAGGCCUACAGCUCGACACAGCGCAACUCUGCCGCUACUAUUUGCUCUUCGAAUGAUCUGUGUUGAGCUGUAGGCUACCAGAAAACUGGCAGUAGAAAAGAGUCAUAAGUGAUACAGUGAUAAGUGGUAGAACUGUUGUGGUCUCUGAAACCAGAGCUACCCUCUACUUUAUUGGGUUGGACCAUUUAGCUCAACACCUCAUUCCAGUAGAUACACCUGUGGACUGUCAAGCUUCAACCUUUUGAACUGUCAAAGGAUUCUUCCAUUAUACCAGGACCUCUGCUUGUGAAGAACCAUUCUUGCUUUAACAGUGUUUUUUUUUACAUGUGUCAUCUGACAACUCAAUCUGAUUAUUUUGUUCCUUUUGUGUUCCAGAGUCAAAUCCAAGACAGUAUACUUAUAUUAAGUAUGGUAUCUUCUGUUUGCCUCCAAGUAUUUCCAUAGCAGUAGUUUUUAGCAUGUUGAUUCCUGGGCCUGGAUCAGCCUGAUGAAUUGCCAUGUCUAAGUUUGUGCCAUCAAGUGCCUUCUUGCAUUAUCUUUAAUGUUUAAAGACAGAGAUUUUCGCACGCUUCGCAAAUGUAUGAGAUCGACACUCCCAAGGUUCCAACUGCUCCCCCUCUCCAAUCAGAUUCAUUUGCUGUGCUUGUCUGUUAUGUUGUCUGCCUGUCUGUCUGCACUGAUGAUGUCAUGUUCUGCACUUGAAAGUGCAAAACCAUUUAAAUGCUCCACACACAAAGACUACUGUGACUGAAUCUGAAGACAAACCAAGAUGCCUUUUGACGUUACCAAAAUUACUUUGAUGGAAAGGUGCAUGUAUGCAAGUUUGUAUGUCAUUUCUAAAAUAAACAAUAAAAUGUUUGGAUUAGUUGACUUUGUGUCCUCAUAAAUCACACAACAGUAUCUAAUACACCUGAAACUAAGGUUGUGGUUUUGAAAUGUUAAUGCAACAUAUGGCUCUGAGGGGAAAUGUCCCACACCACAAUGUAUACAUAUCUGCCAUGAGUAAGUACCUAAUAUAGUUUUUUUUUAAUCUACCUGCAAUCUACACUGUAAGGUACCUUGCCUCAAAUAUUUUAAAGUGGCACCUAGCUAUGGUGUUCCUGACACAACUCCUAACACAAAGUGACCCACACAUCUGUAAUGGUUGUGGCAAUGACAAGUCUCCCUGAAGUGCAGGGAGUCUCCCUGAUAUUGAUAGUGGCUUCCCGAUGCCCAAGAAUCAGAUAAAAUAUAUCCCUGAUUUUAGACUAUGCAAGUUAGCUGUUUUUUUUCCAAUUGGCAAUGCGGGAAAGAGAAAGAAAAUGACUCGUGCGGCAUGCAUGGAAUACUUCAAAUAGAUUGUGCGAGCACACUUUGUAGUAGAACGCCCUAAAUCCCAGGAAAAGUAGUAGGCAGGUGUUCUAUGCAGACUGGACGAUAGAAAGGACAUGAACAGUACAAAUGUUAAAUGCUGUUUUGUUUGUCGGGGGUGUCGAGGGUCGAUAAGCAUCUCCCUUAAAUGAGUUUUUGGAACUUGGGAUGUCUGCAAUGAGUGUGGCUGCUUCAAACAGCAGCAGGAGUGCAGGGAUCCCAUGGUGA